AUGUAUCAGGAAAUCUACCAACACCACCUGGGGGCAGUACAAAAUAAAGCAUUCGAAGAAUUGAAAGCCUAUCUGAGCACACUUCCCAUAUUAAGCUCUCCUGUCCCCAACGAAGAUCUCUUCCUUUACCUGUCUGUUUCGCACUUUGCCGUGAGUUCUGUGCUCUUUCGAGAAGACGAAGGACGACAGAAGCCAGUGUUCUACUGUAGUAAGAUGCUACUAGACACUAAAACACACUACAACAUGAUGGAAAAAUUGGUCCUCACGCUAAUUACAACAAAGAAGAAGUUGCGACAGUAUUUUGAAGGCCAUACCAUCAUUGUAUACACGGACUACCCACUAAAUCAGAUCUUGAACAAACUCGAUCUCUCUGGUAGAUUAUCCAAAUGGGCAAUUGAACUCGGGACAUAUGAUAUACGGUUCUUGCCACGAAAAUCAAAGAAAGGCCAAGUUCUAGCUGAUUUCCUAGUUGAGAUACAAUCUUUUACACCAGAGACCUUACCUGAACUGCUGGAAUCAAAAGCUGAGUGGAUGUGGAUGAUGCACACAGACGGAGCCUCCAAUUCUCAAGGAGCUGGGAUUGGCGUCGUAUUGGAGGCACCCUCUGGACUGAAAAUUGAGGAAGCCAUACGGUUGGAGCAAUUUUCCGCAAAUAAUGAAGCCGAGUACGAGGCUCUAAUUUACAGUCUAGAAUUAGCGCGAGACAUGGGCAUUGGACAACUAAGAGUCAGAGUAGACUCAAAGCUAAUGAUAGAGCAAGUGGUUGGAAAUUUCGAUGCUAAGGCACCCCACUUGACCAGCCUAUUGGAGAAAGUAUCUGAAUUGAAGUCACAAUUCCAUCAAUUUGAGUUCGUGCAAAUACCAAGGGAACAAAAUCAGAAGGUCGAUGCCCUCGCCAAGCUAGCCUUUGUGGGAGAAUGUUCUACGCACUCCGCAAUUUCCACAAGCCACUCACCAGGAGCUUUUAAAAUUUUCUCAAUCUCGUCAGAACUAGAAUGUUGGAUGGAUCCAAUCAUCCGUUACUUGACCAAGUCCGAAUUGCCAGCCGAUGCAAAAGACACGAAGCUUCUGCACCUUAAAGCUCAACGCUACUCCAUCAUUCAUGGAACGUUGUACUGCAAAUCCUUUAACGGCCCCUAUCUUCGAUGUUUACGUCCCUUAGAAGCUAAAAAUUUAUUAGAGGAGAUCCACGAAGGAGCAUGUGGGAACCACACAGGGGGAUGA
Molecule: messenger RNA, 1224 nt
Organism: Humulus lupulus (European hop)
Lineage: Eukaryota; Viridiplantae; Streptophyta; Magnoliopsida; Rosales; Cannabaceae
Exons: 1
Coding region: 1-1224 (407 amino acids)
Molecular function (GO): RNA-DNA hybrid ribonuclease activity; nucleic acid binding
Source: RefSeq, a predicted model, not a curated record